CCACGGCAGCGGUUAAUACGAUUAGCCGCGCAGGCUGGCCUGCGUCAGUGCACGGGGGUCAAUCGUGCGGAUUAGCUCGCCAGCUCAAUGCCUAGACAGCAGCAGCAUUCACUUUAAUUUGUUUUGCUUGGUUUUUUUUAAGCACCUGCCAUUUUUUGAGAAGAUUAACGAGUCUGGCUCAAAUUCUGAAGCACAUCCCAUUGCUUUUUUAAAAAUUUUUUAUCUGUUCCUGUGGAAAACUUCCCCCACAGCUGGGAAGGCCCACAAAGGCAAUUGUUCACCUGGGGUCCAUCUAGCGCACCUGGAAAUGGGAUUUCCUCCAUUCCACCCUCGGCACCUGGAUUGAUCUACCCCUGGACGACGCCUCUUGCCCCCCUCUCUCACGGCGUAGCCCCCUCCACCCCUUCCCUGGAGCCCACUCCAUCGCUGCGACUGGGUUGAGGGCUUCUUGUACCCCUGAAAGGAGCCUCCAUGCCACUCUUAAACAACAAGGUGGCCAACGAUGAGAACAUCGGCUUAUCCAAACCUGUGAACGAGGCAAAGACCCUUGUAGAUGCACUCAGCAAGGUGGUGGCGUGCUACCGGCACCUGGCCUCCUGCGUGGGGGGGUGCACGGACGGCGUACACCUACGGGACGAACUGCGCCGAACACGGGAGCGAGCACAGGAGCUGGCUCUGGCCAAUCGGCAGCGCCUGACCACCAGCCUGCGGGACAGGACCCUGCCCAAGGAAGAGCGGCAGGAGAUGGAAUACCUGUGGGUGGCCUUCUCCUCCAGCCUGGAGCUCCUCCAUGCCGACAUGUGCAAAGUCUUUGAAAUGGGCCAAAGCUUCUCUCUGUCCAACAAGACCACCGCCUUUGUGCAAACCGGCAUUCAAGGGAAGACUACAGAGGUGGCUGCCCGGGCCUUGAGCCUGCCAGACCUGAACCACGAUGAGACACCGCCUAGUGUGGAGCGGCUGGAGCAGAGUGCUCUGGAGGUGGAGAUUGCCCGAGUGGACCAGAUGAUUGAGGACAUGGAGCUGAAGGUUAAUGUGCUGCGCUGGACGGUGGAGGCCCGGGGGCCACAGUACGCUGACCCCGUCAGUACUGACAGUGCCUCUCUGGCCCUACUCGCCAUGGACGAGCAAGAGCCGGACCGUUGCUGUGACCGAAGCCAAAUCUUUGUGAUCAUGAUGCUGUGUGGGGUAGCCACCCUGGCUAUUGUGUUGUCUGUCUGCGUAGUUUUCUUAGCUUGAGCCUUCCUCGAAAACUACUUGGUCUCACUUUUAUCUGUUGGAGUCAAAGUUCACCACAGCAGUUUCUGAGCAACUGCAGGGAUGACAAUGUGCUUGUUUUUACUCUUCCAUUUUGGAUCAAGAUGGGUUCUUACCUGAUGUUUGGGAGCUACAGACUGAGGUUGUUGUGACAGCAAGACAUGAAUAUUUUACUGUCUGAAAAUUAUUUCAAGGACACAGCUGUUUAGAAGGCCCAAACAAAA
Messenger RNA from Anguilla rostrata (American eel), 1478 nucleotides. It is a transcript of the gene rgs9bp, whose product is annotated as regulator of G protein signaling 9 binding protein. The record is from RefSeq and is a predicted model, not a curated record. Gene Ontology annotation, cellular component: neuron projection. Bases 472 to 1236 code for a protein of 254 amino acids. The transcript is spliced from 3 exons. Lineage: Eukaryota; Metazoa; Chordata; Actinopteri; Anguilliformes; Anguillidae. Gene Ontology annotation, biological process: G protein-coupled receptor signaling pathway.